CCGAGCGCUCUCUCCGAAUUUAAAGUUCGGGUUCGAGGUGGAGCGAGCUCAUUCGGGUGAAUUCGACAGAGAUAGCAACAAGUUCCAGGCUUCUGCGGGAUGUCUUCUUGAUCAAGAGUUUGAUUUAUCUCCACAGCAACUUGAGCUUCAAGAAGCGGUCUGAAUUUUCGUAGCAAGAGCUUCAUUAGCGGACUUACUGUCUUAUAGUAACUUUUUUUUUCCUAAAGAAGAAAAUCCUUUAAAAAAAAUAUUAUCAUUAUUAUUUGGACAGCACAGUUAUUUAGAAAUGGCAAACGCAGGGAUACAGCUACUUGGGUAUGCCCUGGCUUUUAUAGGCUUUAUUGCUCUGAUAGCAUCCACUGCCAUGCCUGAGUGGAAGGCAUCGUCGUACGCCGGAGAUAACAUUGUGACGGCGCAAGCCAUCUACGAGGGGCUGUGGAUGUCGUGCGUGUCUCAGAGCACCGGGCAAGUUCAGUGCAAAGUAUUCGACUCGCUUCUGCAGCUGCCGUCCUCUGUCCAGGCCACGCGGGCGUUGAUGAUUGCUGGUAUACUCUUGUCUGCGGUCGCCAUGUUGAUAGCCUCGCUGGGGAUGAAGUGCACCACCUGCUUUGCCGACGACAAGCAGAAGAAGAGCCGUAUUGCUGUCAUAGGAGGAUCCAUCUUCAUUCUCGCAGGUCUUUGUGCUCUUGUGGCAACAUCUUGGUAUGCUAAUAGAAUUGCACAGGACUUCUACAACCCUUUCACUCCUACCAACAGCAGGUACGAAUUUGGCAAAGCCGUGUUUAUAGGCUGGGGUGCUGCCGCCCUCUGCAUCUUGGGAGGGGCUUUCCUCUGCUGCUCGUGCUCAGGGAGGGGCGCAGGACAGACCCCAAAUUACCCCAAAUCUCGGACCGCGGCCUCAGGAGGCAGGGAUUAUGUGUAGAGGCCAGACCAACUCAGUGUGGGUCUGCCUCAGGACACAGGCACAUCUGAGCAGCUCAGCCUUCAGCCCCUGGGACAUGAUCCCUACUGCAAAUCCAGGAGCACUGUACACAUCUAAAGGGAACCUUUUUUUAAGUCUUUCAUAACUGUACACAUGAAUUCAUGUACAAUGUCAAUAUAGGAUAGAUUUUUUAUAUUAACUUUAAAUGGGGUAGUCAGCAAAUUAUCCCUUUUACCAAAGCUGACUUAGUAAAAAAACUACACUGGUGUUAUAUAUAUAUAAUUUUUGUAGUAAUAUAUAUUAUAUAUAUAUACAUAUAUAAUAUAUGAAACAUACAUGUAAAAUGUAACAUGUGGUGAGUAUUGCUUUACAUUAUCUUUCCUUGGAACAGGAAUGACCAGCCCUGGUCCUAGAGAGCUGUAGUCCAAACAAAUCACCUGCUUAAAACAUUAAAACAAAAUUGUUCCACGUGUUGGAAAAUUUAUGAUUUAAGGGUGACGCUUAAAUUUAGUGGUUUGUGGCUAUCCAGGAUCAGGGUGGGGCACCCCUGCAAUACAUUGUAACUUUAAUUCUUAUCUGGAACUAAAGGUCCUGACAUUUCAAUUGCUUCACUCAAAAUCUCCUCUUGAAACCAAAGAGAUGACUUUACAAGACAAAAUAUUUUAAACUGGACUGUUUCACUUAUUUUAGAAUAGAAGCUCUUUCUGUUUUGCUUUGACACGUGCAAGGUACAAUAUACUGUAAAUGGAUAACUAAUGAUGCAACAACUUUCUUUCUUUCUCCAUAAAUAACUAACCCCUCACAAAUAUUUCAGAGAUGCACAAGAACAUGAUUAGCCAAUCAAAAAGAAUUAUAUUCCAUGUAGCGCAAAUUUAUAGAGUUCUGAUAAAUUCAGUAUUAGAAAUCAAAUGUUGAUGAACAAAGAUUAAAUGUUAGGGAACAGAUUCCUUUAUGACUUGGUUAUGUAGAUGUUCAAGACACAGGUAAUGGACUGAAUGUAUUAAAAACAGGUUGAAUACACUGUAAAAAUGUCCAUUAUUUAUUGUGUUUCUUAUGGUCAGUUUAUUGGUUCAUGAAAAGUAAAUGUUUUAAAGUACAAUAAAAAAACCCAAACUAAUAAUCUAUAACAUUUCUUAAUCACAUCCUGGGUUUAAAUAAUUUAUAAAAUUUUGUCAAAUGUCAUACCUUAACAUUAGAAUGUUUUUUUUUACUGUCUGUUGAAACUACAGACGUGAUUCAGAUUUUUCCCUUCAAGCACAGACUUGGGUUAAAUUAACAGCCUUGCUAGUGUGAAACUGUAAUUUAAAGCACAUAAAUUACAGACAAUGGGCUGUUUUUAAUCUCGGUCAUGAGUCAUCUGAUUUUUGCUAUAAAUCUCAGCUCUGUUUUCCUGUGUUGUUGUUCUUGUAUGUAAGUGAUUGCAUAGGGAUGAAAGAAAUCACCCAUUUUAUUCACUCAAAAACAUUUCAUAUUUAAUGUAUGUAAAUAAUGACAUUCCAUGUAAACUUGCAGGCUAUAUUAUAAAAAUGUCAUGCAUUGUUAAGCCAUUGGUGUGCAUGUACUGUACUGUAUGAGAAUGAAUCCAUAUGCUUCCCUGUGUGAAUGACAAAAGCUGCGUAGUUCUGGUUUUGUACUUUAGACUUGCUAAGCUGAGGCAGCACUUAAAACUGUUCUCGUGUAUGUCGGUCUUGUACAGCAUCUUUGGUUUUUACUCUGAAGUUUGAGAAAACUGGAAACGAAAAAAAAAUGCCGAUUUUUUUUAUUUGACUUUUUAAAUAAACACAAAACACUGCAUUUGCAUGA
This is a messenger RNA of Lepisosteus oculatus (spotted gar), 2725 nucleotides long. RefSeq names its product claudin-1-like. Gene Ontology annotation, biological process: bicellular tight junction assembly; cell adhesion. Gene Ontology annotation, cellular component: bicellular tight junction; plasma membrane. Lineage: Eukaryota; Metazoa; Chordata; Actinopteri; Semionotiformes; Lepisosteidae. The record is from RefSeq and is a predicted model, not a curated record. Gene Ontology annotation, molecular function: structural molecule activity.